GUGAUAUCUACCUCUCUGCGUCUCGAAUAACGACUGUUGGACUGAUAUCCUGCAAUCAUGGCGGACGAUCUAGCAGCAGAGUAUGAUCUGCUCCCAAAGAUGAUUCCAAACCUCGACCGACACCUCAUCUACCCGCUCCUCCAAUUUAUAGCCGGCCCUGAGGAUGAGCAAACAACAGAAAUGAAGCAGAUGCGCUUCAACCUCCUGAAGGCGACGAAUAUGAUCGACUAUGUGGGACAACUCGAUGCCGAGGUCAACAACCUACCGCAAGUGCCUGCAGAGUACACAAAGAAAAGGGAGCAAAUAUUGAAGAAGCGGGAUGAAUUAGAGGCUGCGACGGAAAGGAUCAGCGAACUUUUGAAUGACGAGGCGGUGGUAAACAAUCUUAGGAGUGAUAAGGUGGCCAACAUGAGCUACCUGAAGGAGAAUCACCAGGUCACGGAAGAGAUGGUUAACAGUCUGUACGAAUACGGCAACUUCCAGUACACGUGCGGAAGUUAUGGUGAUGCAUCCGAGCUGCUGUACCGCUUUCGCGUUCUGUCCACCGACAACGACAAAGUAGGCGAGGCAACUUGGGGCAAGCUAGCGUCUGAGAUUCUCUCCGUACAAUGGGAACCCGCCAUGGAAGAGAUCCAGAAAGUCAAAGAGAACAUCGACACGCGCCUCUUCAACGCACCACUAGACCAACUCAAGCACCGCACAUGGCUGAUCCACUGGUCACUCUUCCCCUUCUUCAACUACGAGCCCGCGCGCGACGUGCUCACCGACCUCUUCUUCUCACAACCCUUCAUCAACACCAUCCAGACCUCCUGCCCGUGGAUCCUACGCUAUCUCGCCGCAGCCGUCAUCACGAACCGCCAGCGCAGCCGCAACUCGAACCAGUACCAGAAGCAACUCAAGGACCUGGUGCGCAUCGUCAAGCAGGAAGGCUACGAGUACGCCGACCCGCUCACCGACUUCGUCCGCGCCCUCUACAUCGAUUUCGACUUUGAAGAGGCGCAGAAGAAGCUCGGCGAGGCCGAGGAGGUGCUGAAGAACGACUUCUUCCUCGUCGCAACGGCCGAGUCGUUCGUCGACAGCGCCCGCCACCUGAUCUCCGAGUCAUACUGCAAGAUCCACCAACGCAUUGAUAUCAAGGACCUCUCCACCCGCCUCGGCCUCUCCCAAGACGAAGGCGAGAAAUGGAUCGUCAACCUGAUCCGCGACACACGCGUCGACGCCAAGAUCGACUACCAGCAAGGCACCGUCGUCAUGAACCACCCGCCGCAGUCCGUCUACCAGCAGGUCAUUGAGCGCACAAAGGGCGGCUUCUUCCGCACACAGGUGCUGAGCGCCGCCGUGGCCAAGUGAGCAUGCGCGCGCGCGCGUGUUGUCUGUCUUAUGUGCGAGGGGUCUGGGUUCCUAUUUUGUUUUUCUUCUUCUUCCUCUUUCUUCGUUGCUCUUGCUGUCUCAGUCUUUUCGGCCAGGAGGACAUAGAGCGAGAGAUGAGGAGAGAAGGGCUGCCGCUUGUGGGGAAGGAAGGGGGAAAGUGAUAAGAGAAAGCGUGCAAGCGAGCUAGCUCGAGUCGGGCACUGGCAAACGGUCAUAUUUACAUCUACACGGAAAGCAGUAUACGUGUCUGUCCACGUGCAGUGGACCGAUCACGUAGGAACGAGAUAGGGAACCCGAAAGAUCAGCGACGCAGAGACGACGAAAAAAAAAAAACAGAAGACAUA
Molecule: messenger RNA, 1715 nt
Organism: Pseudovirgaria hyperparasitica
Lineage: Eukaryota; Fungi; Ascomycota; Dothideomycetes; Acrospermales; Acrospermaceae
Product: eukaryotic translation initiation factor 3, subunit 6
Exons: 3
Coding region: 58-1350 (430 amino acids)
Biological process (GO): translational initiation
Cellular component (GO): nucleus; eukaryotic translation initiation factor 3 complex; cytoplasm
Molecular function (GO): translation initiation factor activity
Source: RefSeq, a predicted model, not a curated record